Molecule: messenger RNA, 4576 nt
Organism: Haliotis rubra (blacklip abalone)
Lineage: Eukaryota; Metazoa; Mollusca; Gastropoda; Lepetellida; Haliotidae
Product: AP-3 complex subunit delta-1-like
Exons: 34
Coding region: 141-3953 (1270 amino acids)
Biological process (GO): anterograde synaptic vesicle transport; synaptic vesicle membrane organization; neurotransmitter receptor transport, postsynaptic endosome to lysosome
Cellular component (GO): endosome membrane; terminal bouton; membrane coat
Source: RefSeq, a predicted model, not a curated record
UGUGAUCUCUGAAAGCGGAAGCCAUGUUGGAUGAGACUGUCGACUUUAUCGCCGAUGCAUCCUAAUCAGGGAUGGAUACUUAUAAAUCAGUGACAUUCUUGAGCAAGAUGAGGAUUUGGUCACAUCGAAUCUAAUUUAAGAUGGCGCUCAAAAAGGUGAAAGGGACCCUAGAACGGGUCCUGGACAAGAAUUUGCAAGAUCUUGUACGAGGCAUAAGAAAUCACAAGGAAAAUGAGGCCAAGUACAUAGCAGAAUGCAUCGACGAGAUCAAACAGGAAUUGAAGCAGGAAAAUCUGGCCAUCAAGUCCAAUGCCGUCAACAAACUCACCUAUCUCCAGAUGCUGGGCUACGACAUCAGUUGGGCUGCUUUCAACAUCAUCGAGGUCAUGAGCUCAACCAAGUUCACUAUAAAACGGAUUGGAUAUUUGUCGGCUUCGCAGUGUUUUCAUGAUGAGACGGACGUCCUCAUGUUGACAACGAACAUGAUCAGAAAGGAUCUCAGCAGUCAGAACAUUUACGAUGCUGGCGUGGCUCUCAGCGGGCUGUCAUGUUUCAUCACGGCAGACUUGGCCAGGGAUCUUGCUAAUGACAUCAUGACACUGAUGACAUCAUCUCGGCCGUAUCUGCGGAAGAAGGCAGUACUCAUCAUGUACAAAGUAUUCCUCCAGUUUCCCGAGGCUCUCCGACCUGCAUUCCCCAGGCUGAAGGAGAAACUAGAAGACGCAGACCCUGGUGUCCAGUCUGCAGCGGUCAAUGUCAUCUGUGAGCUGGCCAGGAAGAACCCCAAGAACUAUCUGUCUCUAGCUCCUCUCUUCUUUAAACUGAUGACCAGCUCCACCAACAACUGGGUCCUCAUCAAGAUUAUCAAACUGUUCAGUGCGUUAACACCUCUUGAACCUCGACUUGGGAAGAAACUGAUCGAACCUCUGACCAACUUGAUUCAUAGCACGUCGGCCAUGUCGCUGUUAUAUGAAUGUAUUAACACCGUGAUAGCAGUCCUCCUUUCUAUAUCUUCAGGCAUCCCCAACCACACCGCCUCAAUUCAGCUUUGUGUUCAGAAACUUCGCAUCCUAAUUGAGGAUUCUGAUCAAAACUUGAAGUACCUUGGUCUCCUUGCAAUGUCUCGGAUCUUGGCCACACACCCCAAGAGUGUUCAGAUGCACAAGGACCUCAUCCUGCAAUGUCUGGAUGACAAGGACGAGUCAAUACGACUGCGGGCAUUAGACCUUCUCUAUGGAAUGGUGUCGAAGAAGAAUUUGAUGGAGAUUGUGAAGAAGUUGAUGAUUCACAUGGACAAAGCAGAGGGGUCACACUAUCGGGAUGAACUGCUGUCAAAGAUCAUCCUCAUCAGCAGCCAGUCUAACUACCAGUUUGUGACCAACUUUGAGUGGUAUGUGAGUAUCUUGGUGGAGCUGACACGGAUGGAGGGCACCCGACAUGGAAAGAUGAUCGCUAGUCAGAUGCUGGACGUAGCCAUCAGAGUGCAGGCCAUCAGGCAGUUUGCUGUGGAUCAGAUGGCAAUCCUGCUGGAGAAUUCCCAUGUGUUGGCCAACAACUCCCAGCGUAAUGGCAUCUGUGAGGUCCUGUAUGCUGCAGCUUGGAUAUGUGGAGAAUUUUCAGAAUGCCUAAAGGACCCAAAGUCCACACUGGAGGCCAUGCUUCGUCCCAAGAUCACCAUCCUGCCAGGCCACAUACAGAGUGUAUAUGUACAGAACAUCCUGAAGCUGUAUGGCAAGGUGGUGCGGCAGGCAGAGGAUGAUGGGGAGGAGGACCUGCUCCGGGAGGUCAACCAGCUCAUGUCUGAGAAGCUGCCCAUCUUCGUCUCCAGUGCUGACCUGGAGGUGCAGGAAAGAGCUUGCUGUAUCUUACAACUGGUGAAGUAUGUCAGCAAACUCUUAGACAAAGGUGCUAAAAUCGGAGAUGACAUAGAGCUGUUAUAUGCAGGAGAGCUCAACCCAGUCGCUCCUAAAGCUCAGAGAAAAGUGCCAGUACCAGAGGGACUGGAUCUAGAUAAGUGGAUAAAUCAGCCACCACCCGAGAGUUCAGAUGAGGAAAUUGGGGGCCCGGCCUUCUUUACCUCAGGAUCAGAACACAGGGAUACCUACCAGUAUGAAAGUGAAAGGAAAUCCUAUGAACCUACAGCAGAAGAGUUAGAGAAGAGGCGGGAAGCCAGGAAAGUCGAGAUGGAACACAAUCCCCACUACCUGAAGGGAGAUAUCAAAAAGAAGAGCAAGAAGUAUGAUACCAGUCACAUUGACGACAUCCCAGUAGCUACGUUAGACUUGUCGGUGCCGCUCCAUGUGCCAGGUCUGUCUGCCUCAGAUAAAUAUUUAAAUAUGUAUUCAAAUGUAGACACGCGGGACAAGUCCAAAAAAGGAAAGAAAGGCAAGAAGAAGAAGAGGAGGAAAGGGAAGGAAACCGACUCGGAGGAGGACCUCCCUGCAAUGCAUGCUGUCAGCACUGUAGAGGAAAUGCCUGAGGGUGCUCACCUCUCAGACAAUGAAAAUGCUGAUGAAUACUCAUCAGAUCCCUUCAAGAAAUUGGAUGUUAAUCUGGAUGAACCACUGCGAGAUGAUGAGAAGCUGCCGGUGAGGCAACACAGACUGGUGCUGGAGGCAUCGCCGGACAAGGAGCUAGACGGAGACACAGAGAAGACCAAGAAAAAACACAGGAAGGAGAAGGAAAAGAAGAAAGACAAGAAGGAAAAGAAGGAGAAGAAAGAGAAGCGUGACAAGAAGAAAUCAAAGUCGGAAAAUAAGGAAAAGGAUGGCCCAACACUGCUUCUGACGGCGGCAGAGGAGGAGACAGCAUCAGAGGCUAACAUCGUCAACAAUGUUGAAAAUACAGCCAACAGCACGAGCCCUCCAGAAGAACAAUCAGAUAAGACCAAUGACAUAGAGUUCUGGCUGUCAGGAAGUGAUGCUGCCACAACCCCCUCCCCUGUAAAAGACUCAAGGCCAGUGGUGAAUAAUGUAGAUCGAACCAAGUCACCCAAACUCACAGUCAACGAUGUUCUGUCAUCAGAAGAAGAAGAUGGUGCUAAGGUUAACGAGGAGAAGCCAAAGAAAAAGAAGGAGAAACGUGGGAGUAAGAAAGAGAAGAAGGAGAAGAAAGACAAGAAGAAGAAAGACAAGCUGCGGCGGCAUGAGUAUGAGGAGGCUGAGGGUAUCACCACCCCAUCGAAAGAGAACAUCUCCAUGUCCCAGCAGGGCACACCCAUGGAGGUACAGCUUCCGCCUAUGUCCAGUUAUAAGCUCCUUGCUGAAAAUGCCACUCUUAGGAUGACGUACGAGACACGAGUAUCCCCACAGCGUAGUGACCAGAUCAUCAUCUCGGUAGUGUUCAAUAAUCAGACCAAGAACCACUUAAAGGACCUGGAGUUUAAUGUCCUGGACACUCUCAACACCAAGCUAAUCAGAGGGCUGGGCAACUCCCACCAUGAUGCUGUCAGGGUACCCUUCAUCCUGCUGCCAGAGUCUCAGAACGAAGGACAGUUUGCUUUCAGUAUUGAAAGUAUUUCUAUGUCACAGAAGAUGAGGGGGACACUUACGUACAUCAUCAAGUCUGGCGAUGGCUCAACACAUGAAAAACUUGACUUUAAGCUUCACCUUCCAUGUAGCUCCUACCUUGUCACAACACCAUGCAAGAGUGAUGAAUUUGCCGAGUUACUAGCCAGUGGAGACUUGCCAGAGAAGGGCUCCUGUAAGCUGACGCCAGUAGACACCGAGUUCCCACAUGUCCUUGCCAAAAUGUGCUUUCACCUGCAUUUCAGAUUAAUAGAACAAGUUGAUAAAAGUGCUUCAUUAUUCAGCAAGUCCAUUCAAGGUCACCCUGUCUGCUUACUGGUCAAAAUGGUAAAUGGUAGUCUGAAUGUUGAUGGGAAGAGUUCAGAGAGCAAGUUGUUGUCAGGAUUGUUAGACGAUAUAAAAUCUUUGUUGACAGAGGAGUCUUAACACUGAGUCAGCACAUAAUUUAUUGUGAUUCCAGACAUUGUGAUGAAUACUACAGAUACAUAUUUCAUUCUACGGUCUUCUUCUCGGCUUUUUAUGGACCACGACGUGUGAUGCAUCAUCGCCAGGGCGGAGGUAUCCUCACCUCGGGCAUGCUGUGACCAAGAUGGAUGAUUCCACAUGUUCAGGAUUCAACUAAUUUCACUGUGAUUACAGGGAUACAGGCACUGUUUGGAAACUAUGAGAGCUUUUCAUUUGUAAAUUUGUUUUGAGCUCAAGUUUUAGGAGGCAUCAGUGGUCAUCAUGAUGGAAAUGUGAAGAUUCUGAAGUUGAACAUUACCUCAGAAUGCUGUUCUGUUCGAUGCUGUCAAGAUUGAUGGUUAGGACAAAACCAGGAUCAUGACUUGACCAGUGAUGAACACUGAUAAAAUUGUUUGCUAGAAAAGCUCUUUGGUGCAUGCCAUAUUAAUCAGUUACAGGGAAAUGAAUGAUCAGUUUUCUUUGAAAUAUAAUCAGAUAUUGUGAAAUAUUAUUAAGGAAUCAACUGCAUGGACAGAUUAUUUUAAUGAGUAUUAUGUAAUUUGUCAGACAAUUUGACUGCCUUCUGUAUUAAAUUCUUAUGUUAA